AUGAGGAACUUCUGGUUGAAACGAAACGAACUGGCAAUCCAAGAAGGCUGCAUAGUACGAGGUGAAAGGGUGGUAGUACCAAAGAAACUGCAACGCGACACAUUAAAAUACUUACAUUUAAAUCACUGCGGCGUGGUGGCAACUAAAGCAUUUGCCCGAUCGUACGCAUGGUGGCCCGGGAUCGACGAGGACAUCGAAGUAAUGAUCAGCAACUGCGACAAUUGCCAAGAAACUAAAAACAACCCGCCCCGAGCACAGAUCGAAAAUUGGGAAAUCCCGCAAAACCCGUGGACUAGGCUUCAUAUUGACUUUGCUGGACCAUUCCGAGGACAAGUUUUCCUGAUUGUAGUCGACGCAACGUCAAAAUGGAUCGAAGUUUCCAAAGUCUCCUCGACAACGUUAAAAAGAGUAAUUAUUGAACUAAGAAGACUUUUUGCCACCUUCGGCACACCAAAAACAAUCGUCUCGGAUAAUGACACGUCAUUUAAAUCAGCAGAAAUGGCGGAAUUUACAAAAAAAAAUGGAAUUAAACAGGUUUUCGUUGCUCCGUAUCACCCGGCGGCAAACGGACAAGCGGAACGCGCUGUGCAAACAACCAAACGUAACCUUAAAGUUCUCAUCGAUGGAAACUGGGAAGAAAAAAUGAGCAGAUUUUUGUUGAAACAACACACGACUCCUUCAGCAACAACAGGCCUCACACCAGCAGAGAUAAUGAUGAACCGAAAACUGCACAUUCCACUGGACAUAAUGAAACCAAAUAAAGAAGAAAAAAACCCGACGUCGGCGGAGACUCGGGCUGGUACAAGAAAAUUCAAGAUAAACGAGACGGUUUGCAUGAGGAUAUACCAGAGCAAAACGGGGCCGAAAUGGGCACGAGCAAUCAUUAUAAAAAAAACUGGCCCCCUGUCAUACCAGGUACGAGAACGAAACACUGGACUGGUACACAGACGUCACGUGAACCAACUCAUCAAGAUCAAGACCGGACCAGAAAGUGAGCCAAAAACACUGUCGACGCCAAAAAAGAAACCAAUGGACGAAAACCAAACUCACUAUCCACUUCGAAGCGCUCAGUUCGGUUGGACCAUUGUGCCCGGGCCCUUUGGGGCACCCCUAGUGUGUAGGGAACGAGGUCAGGCCGGCCAGCUUCGCGAAAUGAAGCAGCCUGCCCACCCCCAUUUCCUCGAUUUUGCUCUCGCCGGUGUAGUUAGCUCCGAGGGCCUGCUUACGCGGUCCCUCGAGCCCCCUACACUGGGUGAUGAGGUGGCGGGGGGUCUCCUAUUCCCCUUCACAUCUCGGGCCCAGGAACUCUGA
This is a messenger RNA of Diprion similis, 1311 nucleotides long. RefSeq lists its product as uncharacterized. The transcript has 2 exons. Gene Ontology annotation, molecular function: nucleic acid binding. Gene Ontology annotation, biological process: DNA integration. Lineage: Eukaryota; Metazoa; Arthropoda; Insecta; Hymenoptera; Diprionidae. The record is from RefSeq and is a predicted model, not a curated record. The coding region runs from base 1 to 1311 and encodes 436 amino acids.